This is a messenger RNA of Triticum turgidum subsp. durum (durum wheat), 297 nucleotides long. The record is from the annotation of a GenBank genome assembly. Lineage: Eukaryota; Viridiplantae; Streptophyta; Magnoliopsida; Poales; Poaceae.
AUGGCGCCAUCAGUGGCCUGCUCCUUCUUCUUCGACAACGAGCUGAUCGGCGAGCCCGGCAUGCCGGCGAUGGACGCGUGCGCGCUCUGCGCCAAGCCACUGGCGCGUGACCGCGACGUCUUCAUGUACAGAGGGGACACGCCCUUCUGCAGCGAGGAGUGCCGCCACGAGCAGAUGCACCUCGAUGCCGUCUGCGCCAAGCAGGCCACCCGGAGGCAGCAAAGAUUCUCGGCGGAGACGGAGUCCAACCGUCACCGUGGGCAGAGGCAGUCCAGGAAGGUGUCGGUCGCGAGCUAA